UCUAUCUGAGCAUUUGUACAUCCCACCAGCGCAGUUUCCCUCUAAGCCUUAAUUGCGAAUAGCGAGACCAUCACCGACUCCACUCUUUACUCUCUUCAUAAAUCAUUCACCUACUCGCCUCGCCCUUUUUUUCUCCUUAAUUUCCUUCAUGUCUACUCCCACUCCUUCCCUUCUCUCACACUCUGUCUAGACAAACCAAAUUCUAAUUCUAAGAUAUGGAUUCCACAGCCGACGACGUUACUAUUGCUGCUCGCUCCUCCUUAAUCGACUCCUUGAGGGGCUGUGGCUUGUCCGGGAUCCCAAUCGACAAGGCCCACCUCAAGGCCAACCUCAUCAUGCCGCAGUAUCUCCGCUUGGCCCUGCGGGAUUCAAUUCGCUUCAAAGAUCCCACCGCCAAAAUCACUACGCCGGAGAACGUCCUGCCGCCGGAGGCUCCUCUGGUCGUCUUCAUUAAUCCGCGUAGCGGUGGACGCCAUGGCCAGAAGCUCAAGCAGCGCCUCCAGCACUUAAUCAGCGACGAACAGGUUUUCGAUCUUUUGGAUGUGAAGCCUCAUGAAUUUGUGCAGUACGGACUGCGUUGCCUGGAAAUCUUGUCUGAUCUUGGCGACGCUUGUGCCAAACAAACUCGUCAAAAGUUAAGGGUCAUGGUGGCAGGAGGUGAUGGCACUGUCGGUUGGGUACUGGGAAGUCUUGCAGAACUUCACAAACAAGAUCGCAGCCCUGUUCUUCCAGUUGGAAUUAUCCCUCUGGGUACUGGAAAUGACCUCUCCAGGAGUUUUGGCUGGGGAGGUUCAUUUCCUUUUGCCUGGAAAUACGCCGUUAAAAGAUCUCUCCACAGAGCUACCUCUGGCCAAGUUCGUUCUUUGGAUAGUUGGCAUGUUUCGCUGUCCAUGCCUGCUGGAGAAAAAGUGGAACCACCACAUUCUCUGAAGCAGGUUACACAAGAAAGUGAUCUGAAUGAGCCUCCUGUUCAUGAUGACAAAGGAGAUUUACCAACAAAACUGGCUUGCUAUGAAGGAGUGUUUUACAAUUACUUUAGUAUAGGAAUGGAUGCUCAAGUUGCUUACGGCUUCCACCAUUUGCGUAACAAAAGACCUUACCUUGCUCAAGGUCCAGUGACAAAUAAGCUGAUUUACUCUGGUUAUAGUUGCACUCAAGGUUGGUUCUUCACAUCCUGCUCAAAAGAUCCAAAUUUGAGGGGCCUUAAGAACAUCCUUAGAAUACACAUCAAAAAGGUCAAUUGCUCGGACUGGGAAAAGAUUCCAGUUCCUUCCAGUGUUAGGUCUAUUGUUGCUUUAAACCUACAUAACUAUGCAAGUGGAAGAAACCCAUGGGGUAAGCCCAAGCCAGAGUACUUGGAGAAGAGAGGGUUUGUGGAGGCACAUGCUGAUGAUGGUCUUCUAGAGAUUUUUGGGCUAAAACAAGGAUGGCACACAUCAUUUGUUAUGGUGGAUAUAAUCUCUGCCAAACACAUUGCCCAGGCAGCAGCCAUUAGAAUUGAAAUUAGAGGUGGGAAGCGGAAGAAGGCAUGUCUGCAGAUGGAUGGCGAGCCAUGGAAGCAGCAAAUAAGCAAGGACUCCUCGACGUUCGUUGAAAUCAAGAGGGUUCCUUUCCAAUCACUAAUGAUCAACGGGGACUAAACUUUCCUGAUCUUACGCUGAGUGGAUUUGUUCCUCUUUGCUGAUAUAUAUAUAUAUGUUCAAAAUAUUCAUUAUCAACAAAAGCCUAAAUUAUUCAAUUACACUAAAACCGAUUGCUACUAA
Momordica charantia (bitter melon) is the source of this 1763-nucleotide messenger RNA. Its product is annotated as diacylglycerol kinase 7. Gene Ontology annotation, biological process: phospholipase C-activating G protein-coupled receptor signaling pathway. The record is from RefSeq and is a predicted model, not a curated record. Gene Ontology annotation, cellular component: membrane. NCBI's taxonomy places the organism in Eukaryota, Viridiplantae, Streptophyta, Magnoliopsida, Cucurbitales, Cucurbitaceae. Gene Ontology annotation, molecular function: ATP-dependent diacylglycerol kinase activity.